UCGAAGACGAAGACAAGAUGGCGAUGCAAAGUCAGAGAAAGGCGAAUGUUCGCCUGCCGCCUGAAGUUAAUAGAAUUCUAUACGUAAGAAAUCUCCCAUACAAGAUAACAGCUGAGGAGAUGUAUGAUAUAUUCGGAAAGUAUGGAGCAAUCAGACAGAUUAGAUUUGGCAAUGCACCAGACACAAGAGGGACGGCAUUUGUAGUAUAUGAAGAUAUCUUUGAUGCAAAAAAUGCAUGCGAUCAUCUAUCAGGGUUCAACGUCUGUAACAGAUACUUGGUGGUCUUGUAUUAUCAGUCCAAUAAGGCCUUCCAAAAGUUGGACAAGGAAAAGAAGAAACAAGAACUUGAAAAAAUGAAAGAAAAAUAUGGCAUUGGAAAAGACAAAUAAAAUAGGACAAAAACAACUGAUUUCCUCUGAACUCAGAGUAACAAGAUCUUCAAUCUGUUAUUAUUUAUAUUCUUUUGUAAAAGAUGCAUACCAUCAAAUUUUGUAUCAAGUAAUGUAAACAGAUCUAAUAAAGAAAUGUAAAUAGUUUUACUUUA
Molecule: messenger RNA, 544 nt
Organism: Actinia tenebrosa (Australian red waratah sea anemone)
Lineage: Eukaryota; Metazoa; Cnidaria; Anthozoa; Actiniaria; Actiniidae
Product: splicing factor 3B subunit 6
Cellular component (GO): cytoplasm; nucleus
Molecular function (GO): mRNA binding
Source: RefSeq, a predicted model, not a curated record